This is a messenger RNA of Psylliodes chrysocephalus, 1478 nucleotides long. The record is from the annotation of a GenBank genome assembly. Lineage: Eukaryota; Metazoa; Arthropoda; Insecta; Coleoptera; Chrysomelidae.
AGAUAGGGUUAUAAGAUAUAUCAAAUAGGUGUCAAAUAGAUAAAAACAUGGUUUUUCUAUUAUAUAUAUCAUAUUUCUAAUUGUUAACUUGAAAAAAAUAUAAGUUUACAUACAAAAAAAUGAGAAUUGACAAUGAGGACUUCAGUCCUUCCGAUUCCGAUGAAGAAUACACUGAAAAUGAAAAAAAUUUAUUAAAUAAAGUUAGAAAUCCCAAAGAAGAAUAUUCUGACAAUGAGCAAGAGGUAUAUGGAGUUGGACCAUCUGAUGAAGACGAAGAGGAAGCAGAUAAUGAGAGCGAUUUGGCUUUAAGUGACGUAGAAGGCCAACAAGAUGACGAUCUUCCAGACGUACGAGCUUGGGGCAAAGACAAGAGGCAAUUUUACCAGACGGAUUAUGUAGACCAGGAUUAUGGUGGUUUUCAGGGAAAAGAUGCCCAUUUGGCUGAACUGGAAGAAGAAGAGGCUAGGAAUUUGCAAAAACAGUUAGCCCAACAACUUGAUGACGAUGAUUUUGCUCUGGAUAUAUUUUCAAAAAAACCUAAGGAAGAUGAAAAAGCUGGUGAAGAAAUUGUUAAAACAGAUAUUUCUAAAUUAUCAAAGAGGCAAAAGUUGGAAAUUAUGCAGAAAGAGUCACCUGAGUUUUUUAGUUUGGUUGAGGAUUUUCAAAGUAAAAUGGUUAUAGCUAAGGAUUUCUUACAACCAAUUUUGAAAAAAGCUGAAAGUGGGGAGAUACCACACAGCAAAGCUGUUGAUUUUGUUCAGACAUAUUAUGAAUUAAUUCUCAACUACUGUACAAACAUAUACAUGUACCUAUUGCUGAAGUCUAGCAAAACUAACGUGCAAAAUCAUCCCUUGAUUAAACGUCUGUACCAAUACAGACAACUUCUUAUGCAACUGGAAUCUGUUUACCAAGAAAUCAUAAAGCCUCAAAUAGAACUGAUACUGUCUGAAGAAGAAAAAGGUGAUAAACUCGAAGAUAUCCAGCACAAGAAAAAAACUCUAAAACUAUUGUCGCAACUUACUAAUAAACCCAAGCAACCAGAGAAGAGAAAACCUGAAGAAGAAUCGCAACCAAUUAAAGUGAAGAAAGUGAAAUUCGAUGAACAAACCCUACUAAACAAAGAUAAGAAGGAUAUUGAAAAGGAAAUUGAAGAUUCCGAAUCUGGACCCUCCGAAGGUGAAGAAUUGGAGGAAAACGUGGAGGAAAAUGAUGCCGAAGAGUCUACGAAACGUGCUAUUACUUACAAGAUGGCCAAAAACAAGGGGCUUACUCCGUAUCGAAAGAAGGAGCUAAGAAACCCCAGGGUUAAACACAAAUUGAAAUAUAGGAAAGCCAUUAUACGGCGUAAGGGUGCUGUACGAGAAGCAAGAAAGGAAUUAUCGAGGUACAGUGGUGAAAUAUCUGGUAUUAAGGCGACAGUCUCUAGAAGCGUCAAGAUUAAAACGUAAUUUUGUAAAAAUAAAUUUGUUUUUAUUGAA